AUGGAGCAAGCCGCCCUGCCGCAGGUUCCCCGCGUCAAGCUCGGCACGCAGGGGCUGGAGGUGUCGAAGCUGGGGUUCGGGUGCAUGGGGCUCACGGGCUCCUACAACGCGCCGCUCGGCGAGGAGGCCGUCGCCGCCGUCGUCGCGCACGCCUUCCGCCGCGGGGUCACCUUCUUCGACACCUCCGACGCCUACGGGCCCCACACCAACGAGACCCUCCUGGGAAAGGCGCUCAAGCAGCUGCCGCGGGAGCAGGUGCAGGUGGCCACCAAGUUCGGGAUAGGGCAGGGCGCCGCCGGCAUGACCGUGUGCGGCACGCCCGAGUACGUGCGCGCCUGCUGCGAGGCCAGCCUGCGCCGCCUCGACGCCGGCUACAUCGACCUCUACUACCAGCACCGCGUCGACACCACCGUCCCCAUCGAGGACACGAUUGGUGAGCUCAAGAAGCUGGUGGAGGAGGGGAAGGUCAAGUACAUCGGCUUGUCGGAGGCGAGUCCGGACACGAUCCGCCGCGCGCACGCCGUGCAUCCCAUCACCGCUGUGCAGAUGGAGUGGUCGCUCUGGUCCCGUGACAUCGAGCCCGAGAUUCUGCCACUCUGCAGAGAACUGGGCAUUGGAAUUGUGCCCUACAGUCCUAUUGGCCGUGGGUUUUUCGGUGGGAGAGGAGUGAAAGAACAAGUGUCCGCUGAAUCUGUUCUGCAUGGGCACCCAAGGUUUGCAGCAGAAAAUUUGGAGAGGAACAAGCAAAUUUAUCUGCGAAUGGAAGAACUGGCCAAUAAGCACCAUUGCAGCCCUGCUCAGCUGGCUUUAGCAUGGGUUCUGCAUCAAGGAGAUGAUGUGGUUCCUAUACCAGGGACAACCAAAAUCAAGAAUCUGGAUUCCAACAUUGACUCCUUGAAGGUGAAACUGACAGAUGAAGAUCUGAAAGAAAUGGGCAGCCAGAUACGUGAAGAAGAUGUGGCUGGUGGAAGACAAUUCGCUUCCUUUGAACAUGCCACCUGGAAGUAUGCUGAUACACCAAAGAAGCAGAGCUAA
This is a messenger RNA of Miscanthus lutarioriparius, 1035 nucleotides long. Lineage: Eukaryota; Viridiplantae; Streptophyta; Magnoliopsida; Poales; Poaceae. The record is from the annotation of a GenBank genome assembly.